AUGCCAGGGUUAACAGCCCAAUUUGGGCCAAUCCGCAGUAUGGUUAUCCUCUCCAAAAGGGGGUCGUCUUCCAAUCCCAAAAAUGCCGCGCAGCAGGCCCCCCUCCUUCAAAAUGGACUCUUUGACGCUCAUAACACCAAGCCUUUCAAGAAUCCACAGUGGAAUUCUUUUAUCGGAUCAAAGCGAAAAUGGAAAAGCAUUAAAAGCCUUUCGUCUACAUCGACCUCUGACCCUUUGUGCUCCCCUUGGGGCUCAAUGGAUGUUUUACCCUCCCUACUUCCGCAGCUAAAGUACUGUGACAUUACGGGUCUGGAAAUGGCAUAUGUCGAUCCUCGAUCCACACUGAGAUAUUCGUCCGUCGAUGCCUAUCAAGUGAUCAAAAAACUUUCCCAAAGCCAAAUACAAGACUACCUGGCACUUCGAAAUGCAAGCUUUGUAAUGAAAUGA
This is a messenger RNA of Mitosporidium daphniae, 447 nucleotides long. Its product is annotated as subunit Ies6 of Ino80 complex. NCBI's taxonomy places the organism in Eukaryota, Fungi, Microsporidia. Gene Ontology annotation, cellular component: Ino80 complex. Bases 1 to 447 code for a protein of 148 amino acids. The transcript has 2 exons. The record is from RefSeq and is a predicted model, not a curated record. Gene Ontology annotation, biological process: chromatin remodeling.